Messenger RNA from Pieris napi, 1339 nucleotides. RefSeq lists its product as uncharacterized. Lineage: Eukaryota; Metazoa; Arthropoda; Insecta; Lepidoptera; Pieridae. The transcript has 2 exons. The record is from RefSeq and is a predicted model, not a curated record. Gene Ontology annotation, molecular function: DNA binding. Gene Ontology annotation, biological process: regulation of transcription by RNA polymerase II. Gene Ontology annotation, cellular component: nucleus; transcription regulator complex. Bases 200 to 1270 code for a protein of 356 amino acids.
UAGUGUGGUUUUACAGUGACGCUUUCGCCAGCGCAGUUGGUAAGCGUCGCGGGCCACGAGCUUUGCGUCUCAUGGAUCAUUACAUAGUCACGCGGAUGGCCCGCGUUGACGGCAAUUCAGCCGCGCUUUUCAACCGCGUGCGGGCGAGGAGUCAUUGUGUUCAGUGUGCGUUGCACAGUCUCGCCGGUCGGACGCGCGCAUGCGUACCGUCGUCGCCAAAAUGAAUGCGAAUUAUAUCGAUACGGGUCGAUUGAUUGAAGAAGUUCGCUUUCGACCGUUGCUGUGGGAUCCAUCGAACGAAUUAUACAAAAACAAAGACGCAAAAAAUAAGGCUUGGGAAGAAGUUGGAGAAGCAAUCUUUGGAGAAAAUUACAUAAAGAAAGACAAAGAUAAGCUUUUACGUCAAAGAUGGAAAUCUGCAAGAGAUGGAUAUUUCAAAACCAAAGCUAAUAUGAAAAAAGCACCAUCUGGUAGCGGGGCAAAAACCGUUACAAAAUACAUUUAUUUCAAAGAAUUAAACUUUCUUGAUCGUAUCACUGAAAACGAAGUUUCAGAAUCUAUGUACAACAUUAAUGAACAAUCAAGUUCAUCUGAAACAAUAGCUCACGUAGUAAAUAACGACGAAAUUUCUGGCUCUUCUCAAAACAGUUCUACUCCGGUGGCUGACCAAGAUAAACCAACAUGGACUCGGAAGAGGAAACAUGAACGGGUACAAGAGAACUCCGCGUUUGAGAAAAAGUUGGUAGAUUUGUUAGACAAAAAUAUGCCAGACAUAAGCUCUGACGAUUUGUCAUUUUUUAAUUCUCUAGGUCCAAUACUAAAAUCUUUUAACAGUUAUAAAAAACUAUUAUUUCGUGCCAAAGUAUUGCAAAUCGCCAUGGAUCUCUCCGCGCCAACUUCAAGUGGCACUACGUCGACGUCCAACAUCUUGUCACCAGAACAUAACUCAAAUUCUACUACAACAUCAACAACCAAUCAUUCUAAUGAUACUACUACGCAACGAGGUUAUCAAUCAGCAAGUCAAUAUUACACCGUCAUGUCACCAGAAAAUGAUUCUAAUUCUUCUGUAAUGUGUGCAACCAAUUCAUCAUAUUUUUCAAACCAAACGCUACCAGUCAACGAAUCAAUGUCUAGUACCACCACUCAGCAAGGCUAUCAAACAGCAAAUCAAUAUGAUCCUCAUUCAACAGUCAAUAAUUCUGUUCAGCAAAGCUGUGAAGAAAUACAGCACUUUCCAAAUAUUGCAUCAGAAAACGACAAUUUCUAUUAAUUACAUUUCAACGAGUUUUGUUUUUUUGAUUGUUUAAAUUUGUAAAUAAAGUAAUUACUAAAAAUUAAA